UUUCUGUACUCUCUACCAAGCUGCAGUGUGUGCACGACAGUUUCCAGCGCUUGUCUUCUUUCUCGUCAGCUAUGGCCCUGUUGAAGUCCAGCAAGAUCAUUUCUACCGUAGGGGUGUACCCUCCUUUGGGUGCCUUCUCCAUUCGUGCCAGCUCAUGGUGGUCUGAGGUCCAGAUGGGUCCCCCCGACCCCAUCCUGGGGGUGUCGGAGGCUUACAAGCGGGACACCAACCCUAAGAAGAUUAACCUGGGUGUAGGGGCCUACCGCGAUGAUCAGGGCAAACCAUUUGUCCUCAGCUGUGUUCGCAAGGCUGAGGCUCAGAUUGCUGCUAAGAAGCUGGACAAAGAAUAUCUGGCUAUUGGCGGUCUAGGGGACUUUAAUAAGGCAUGUGCCAAGCUGGCUUUGGGAGACGACAAUGAGGUCAUCAAGAGUGGCAGGAACAUCACUGUCCAAACUAUUUCUGGAACUGGCUCAUUAAGAAUCGGAGCUAACUUUCUGUCUCGUUUCCAUACGGAGGCCAGGGAAGUAUACCUGCCCACACCCUCAUGGGGGAACCAUACCCCCAUCUUCAGGGAUGCAGGGAUGCAGCUGAAGGCCUACACCUACUAUGACCCAAAGACUUGCGGCUUCGAUUUCCAGGGAGCCCUGAAUGACAUCUCUAAAAUCCCCGCAAAGAGUGUCAUCAUGCUUCAUGCCUGCGCCCACAACCCCACAGGGGUCGAUCCACGGCCCGAACAGUGGAAGGAGAUCGCCGAGCUGGUGAAGAAAAGGAACCUCCUGGUGUUCUUUGACAUGGCCUAUCAGGGCUUUGCCAGCGGGGAUAUUGACCGGGAUGCCUGGGCCGUCCGUUACUUCAUUGAGCAGGGCCACAACAUUUUGCUGUCUCAGUCCUUUGCUAAGAACAUGGGUCUUUAUGGUGAACGAGUUGGGGGCUUCACUGUGGUUUGUAAGGAUGCAGAGGAGGCCAAGCGCGUGGAGUCCCAGCUGAAGAUCCUCAUUAGGCCCAUCUACUCCAACCCUCCCAUGAACGGGGCACGUAUCGCUGCCACCAUCCUCAAUACACCAGAUCUGUACAAGGAGUGGCUGGGGGAGGUGCAUGGCAUGGCCAACCGUAUCAUCACAAUGAGGGAGCUGUUGGUGGCCAACCUGAAAAAGGAGGGCUCUACUAAGAACUGGCAGCAUGUCAUUGACCAAAUUGGCAUGUUCUGUUUCACGGGGCUGAAGCCUGAACAGGUGGAGCGUCUUACGAAAGAGUUUUCGGUCUACAUGACAAAAGAUGGGCGCAUCUCCAUGGCUGGAGUAACCUCUGGCAACGUGGGUUACCUUGCACAAGGCAUCCAUUCAGUAACCAAGUGAGAUGGCUCACCAGACGUCACUGUACUGUAGUCACCACCAGUGGGCCGAGAGGGGCAGUAGUGUUGGACAAGAAAACAAAAAGUACCGUCAUUUAACUCUCUCUGCUUUUCUGUAGGGGAAAGACUCAAGAUGUUACCAUAGUUAUUUUUGUUGGCGUCUUCUGUUGGCAUUGUCUAGAUAUUGUAUGUUGGACCAUGAGUGACUAAAUUAUAACUCUGGGUUCAUUGGGGGGGAUAAACAUUUUAGGAAUUAUUGAAUCUUUUAGAACCCCAACCCUAUCAAAGGAUCUUAUAGAUAACAUAUUCCAGUAAAAGCACACGAUUUCUCUUAAAACCCAUGUUCUAUAUUACAGCAGUCCUCACUUAGUUUAAACACACACCGUGUCCAAAUAAGGACUGCUUAGUUAUUGGAUGUGGCAUGAAAACACCAAAGACAUACUAAUGGUUGAGAGAUUUCUGGUUAGGAGAAUGCUGUCUUUUGGGUAACUGUAUUGAAAUGUGCAUCUUUUAAUUAAGGAGUAACUUGCAACACCUCGUUCCAAAACAAGUCAUACCAGCUGCUGCAAAAGUAUAUCAGAAGAACCUGUCUAGGUGAUGAGUCAGGGCCCUUUAAUGUGGAAACAGAUGUGCUCCGUGGGGUCCCUGAUUGUGAUGAUCAAUUGGCCACAAUGUGUGCUAUGGAUGUUAUUUUGCUGUUGUAAUUUAUUGUAGAGGAUGAGCGCUGUCUAGAAAGCAAUAACUAAGAGGCAAUCUUCUUUUGUGGUUGUGAGCGAAAGAUGAAAAGCAGGUUCCGCAUUCUAGAAUGGAGGGUCCCAGAUGUUCUAAAGCAGACCUUGAAUCCUUACUUCUUGAGGUUGCUGAACACUGAAUUUCCAGGAGUUUUUUUUUUGCACUUUUGGGGGAGGUAUUGUUUUUGUUCAAAACAGACAUAUUUAAAUGAUCUUUCUCUGCCCAGUCAUGUUAUUACCCACAGAACAAAAUCUAAACUUAAUUUUGACAGUACUUAAUGAAAUAAAUUAAUCUAUGUACACUGUAAUCAUAAGUCAGCUUAAUUUAUGUUUGACCAGUGUGUUAUUGUUACUUUAAAAUAAAGGUGGUUGCCCAGUU
Molecule: messenger RNA, 2461 nt
Organism: Esox lucius (northern pike)
Lineage: Eukaryota; Metazoa; Chordata; Actinopteri; Esociformes; Esocidae
Gene: got2a
Product: glutamic-oxaloacetic transaminase 2a, mitochondrial
Exons: 10
Coding region: 72-1355 (427 amino acids)
Biological process (GO): L-aspartate catabolic process; biosynthetic process
Cellular component (GO): mitochondrion
Molecular function (GO): pyridoxal phosphate binding; L-aspartate:2-oxoglutarate transaminase activity
Source: RefSeq, a predicted model, not a curated record